ACUUUGCUUGUUUCUCUUUUUGUCUCUUUCUUAUCCUCUUCAUCUUCUUACUCCUACAGUUAUUUAGUGGAGUGCUGAGGCCCAUGUUGGUCACAAGCCCUUCAUUGUUUCUGCAUCGGACUGAUAACUCUCAAUACUCUCCCCUGAUCUCAGUGAAUUAUGGAAGAAUCCAGUGUACAAACUCAAUUUCUAGGAGAUGAAAAUGAGAGGGAAAACCCAGCUUCUUCUAAGACUGCUCUUGAGGUAUCAGUUUCAUUUGGUAGAUUUGAAAAUGAGUCAUUGUCUUGGGAGAGAUGGUCAUCUUUCUCACAGAACAAAUACCUGGAAGAAGUUGAGAAGUGUUCAACCCCUGGAUCGGUGGCUGAGAAGAAGGCUUAUUUUGAAGCCCAUUACAAAAAGAUUGCAGCACGAAUGGCUGAAGAACUAGGACAGGAAGUGCGAAUGGAAGCUCACACCUUGGGAUCAGAUGAGAGAAUUUCUGGAGAUCUAGGCAACAAUGGUUGUGAGUUUAAUACUGAACAACUGGGACAGGAAGUGCGAAUGGAAGCUCACACCUUGGGAUCUGAUGAGAGAAUUUCCGGAGAUCUACUCACCAAUGGUUGUGAGUUCAAGACUGAAUCCAGUCCAUCAAUAACUGAUGCAAGGGAGCCAACAACCAAUUCGCUCAGUUUUGUUAGUAGCUCCAACACCGAUGAGUCGGAGGACGCUGAAGUCACUGACUCAAACAAGGAAGCUGCACUCGAUGUGGACUGCCGAGGCACAUUCGAUGAGGAGGUGAAAGAAGAGUUGGAAGGAAGAUUUGAUAGUCCAAAAUCAAAUACACUGGAAAUGGGUAUUUUGGUAGAAGAAAACAGCCCAAUGAGAUCUCAGGCCACAAUGUUACUUCCACAACAAUUGGGCAAUGGCACAGUCAACAACAAGAAGAACAAGGUGGAGGAUUCCAAAUUGAAGCUGCCGAAGGAAUCUCAGAAGGAUUUGAUGUUUCAGAGGACACCAGCUUCUAAGAAAAAGAGUUCGACAAGAACAAAGAACAACCCAGCAUCCCAUACACCAAAAUCACCACAGAUCUCAAUCCCUGAAACAUCAUCAAAGCCUAGACUAGCUUCUGCUGUGAUGUCUACCACUCAAACUCCAGUUACUAAGGGAAGCAGAUCAUCCUUGCAGACGAGCCGGAACCUUUCCACAGUAGAAAGCAGGAGAUCAACUAAAACCUUCUUAUCCAAGUCCCUUGUUUUGCAGUCUGAAAAUUCUAAAUCAGGUUCUCUUAUGACGACAAGAAAGUCUUUCAUAAUGGAGAAGAUGGGAGAUAAGGAAAUUGUUAAGCGGGCAUUUAAAGCAUUUCAAAAUAGUUUCAACCAAUUAAGACCUACCAUUGAAACAGAACUUUCUGCUGCUAAGCAGGUCCCCACAGAGGUGAAAGGGCAAAGUAAAACUGCUUUGGUGACUAGGAAAAAAGAACUUGAAAGAACAAGGAAUGCGGUGGAGGAUGUGAGAACUCCAAGAACAAGAACACAGAUGGGUGCAAGGCAAAACUCUGUUUCAGCAAGGCCCCUCAAAGCAGCUUCUGUAGAUCAUUUGCAAUCUGCCUCAUCUUCUCCAUUUGUCCUGAGAAGUAGUGAAAGAGCAGAGAAACGAAAGGAGUUCUUUAAGAAGUUGGAGGAGAAAUCUAAUGCUAAGGAGGUGGAGAAGAUGCAACUCCAGUCAAAAUCUAAGGAGGAAAAAGACGCAGGAAUACGAAAGCUAAGACAGAGCCUUAAUUUUAAAGCUACACCUAUGCCAGAUUUUUAUGGUGGUCAAGUGUCAAAAAACCCUGUCAAAUAAGGCAAUUUGACUUGUCAGGAUACCUCAUGGACCAGCGUCAGAUAGGUGAUGAGUUUCAUGCAUACCCUACAUAAGGCUGGGACUAAGUAGGAAUCUUCAUGGCCCUCAAAACAGAAAAAGAAAUGAUUUUAUACAAAAUGGGUAAAAUGAUCAUACAUGCAUUUUGGAGGUAAACUAGAAAACUACAUUGGUCAAGAGAUACACAGAGAUGUACUUAUUAGAUUGAAAUCAGAACCACAGUACAUUAAUUAAUCGUCAAUGAGUGACAAACUGGAUAUAUGUAGCGAUCCCCUUGUUAAUUCUUCUUGUAUUUAAGGGUUCUACUGGUAAUGUAAAAAGGAUCAAAGGCAUUGGAGCAGGUUCCAUACUUGUGUUGUAUUCAGACAGUGCAUGUAAAAACAAUAGUAGUUUGGGCUUUCGUUUAUUU
This is a messenger RNA of Telopea speciosissima, 2248 nucleotides long. RefSeq names its product protein WVD2-like 7. The transcript has 9 exons. The record is from RefSeq and is a predicted model, not a curated record. Lineage: Eukaryota; Viridiplantae; Streptophyta; Magnoliopsida; Proteales; Proteaceae. Bases 160 to 1821 code for a protein of 553 amino acids.